UAUAAUUUAAUCAUUACAAUAGGAUUUAAGAAUCAGAAUAAAUUUAAAUUUCAGGUUUUUCAAAUAUUCUGGUUAUCACCUGUUAUACACAUGCAAUAACAUAUUCUUUUUACUUAUUUCUUAUUAAACAUUCGUUCUUAAAAAUUUUUUAAAUCUAUUUAACUUGUAAUUUCGACUCAAUGAAUUAAAACAAAAAUAAUUAUUAUAAUUACGUAAUAUUUCAUAAGCAAGAAUAUAAUGUUCACUGUAACUUGCAAUUAUUUAACAUUAAUUAAUCUGUGAUCACAUAAUUAAAAAAACUAUUCAAAUAAAGGAUUGUGUAACAAUCACAAAAGUAGAUAUAAUAAUAUAAAACAUAAUAUAAAUAAAGCGGUUGUAGAGAAGCAAUGAUGAUGAACUUACAACAUAAAAUAUGCAUGGUAUCUGACUUUUUUUAUCCUAAUAUGGGUGGCGUUGAAGAGCAUAUAUUUAAUUUGUCACAAUGUUUAUUAGAACGAGGACAUAAGGUUGUGAUAUUAACACAUUCGUACAAAGAUCGAAUUGGGAUACGUUAUAUGACCAAUGGAUUAAAGGUAUAUUAUAUUCCAGUCAAAGUAUUUUAUAAUCAAUGUAUCUUGCCAACGAUGAUAUGUUCUAUUCCUCUAAUUCGAUAUAUACUUAUUAGAGAAGAAAUAGAGAUAAUACACGGACAUUCUGCAUUUUCUGCUUUAGCGCACGAAGGAAUGUUAAUUGGCAGAUUAAUGGGAUUAAAGACGGUAUUCACAGAUCAUUCAUUGUUUGGAUUUGCAGAUGCAUCUGCUAUUUUAACAAAUAAAUUUUUAGAAAUUUCUUUAGCAGAUUGUAAUCAUUGUAUAUGCGUAUCGCAUAUAGGAAAAGAAAAUACUGUUUUGCGAGCAAAAGUUCAUAAAGAAAAAGUAUCUGUUAUUCCAAAUGCUGUGGAUACCAUGCUUUUUACACCAGACAUUAACAAACGUAAUAAUGAUUUCAUUACUAUAGUAGUAGUAUCACGAUUAGUAUACCGAAAAGGUGUAGAUCUCCUAGCUCAUGUAAUACCUGAAAUAUGUUCGCGACAUAAAAAUGUAAACUUCUUAAUUGGAGGGGAUGGUCCAAAACGAUGGCUUAUAGAAGAAAUACGAGAAAGAAAUUUAUUACAGCACAGGGUUACCUUGCUUGGAAGUUUGGAACAUGCUCAGGUCAAACAUGUUUUAAAUAAAGGUCAUAUUUUUUUAAAUACUAGUCUCACGGAAGCUUAUUGUAUGGCAAUUGUUGAAGCUGCCUCUUGUGGUUUACAAGUUGUAUCUACUAAAGUCGGAGGAAUACCUGAAGUAUUACCUCCAGAUUUGAUUUACUUGGUGGAACCAACAGUAUCAGAUCUUAUUAAAGGAUUAGAACAAGCUAUGUCUGACUAUAUGAAAGGAAAUAUAAGUCAUCCAUUUGAUGUGCAUAGAAGAAUAAGUUUAUUUUAUAAUUGGUUCAACAUCAGUAAAAGAACUGAAAUUGUUUACAACUUAGUCUCAAAUGAAGCAAAGAAAAAUUUAGGUCAACAAUUAACAAGCUAUAUUCAGAGUGGUGUAUUACCAUAUCUGCUAGUUGUAUCACUGUGUUAUAUUAUAUUAAAAAUUUUAGAAUAUAUGGUUCCUAGAAAGUAUAUUGACAUUGUAAAGGAUUAUAAAGAAAAACAUAUAGCAUCGUCAAAGGAGAGAAAAUAGUAAAAAAAAAAGAGGAAAUCUUUAGUAAAAUUUAUUCAAUUAUUUUAUCGAUUAUUUAUGAUUUACCAAGGAAACAUAAAUCUUUUUUGGACCAUUUAAACUAAAUUGUCUUUUUAUAUCACUACACCUUUUAUAUAGUAUACAAAAACUGUAUGUAUAAAGUAUUUUUUAUAUUUAUUAGAAUUUUAUACGAACGCAUAUUCCUUUGUAACAUUCUACACUUUGAUUAUAAAAUAUUAUAUAAUUAAAAUUAAUAUAUGUAUCUUAACUAAUAAAUUUAAUGAAAUUAAAUAUAAGAAAAUAAUAGUUUAUCAGAAGAAAUUGUAUAUAAUUUUGUAAAUCUGCCUUAAGUGUUAUGUGUUGUGUUAGUGUUUAUAUACACAGUUUUGUAUGUGUGUGUGUAAUCCUAAUAAUACAUUUUUUAAUAAUAUAUUUUUUUAUAAUAGAAAAAAAUAAAUUAUCUAUUUUUUCUUUUAAGUUAUUAUUUUUGUAAGUUUAUCUUCAUUAUAUUUAAUAGUUAAAAUAUGUGGUAAUUUUUUAACUUUUAUAUUACCUUAUGAAAAAGUAUAAAACAUGGCAAAGAAAUAUGCCUUUGUAUAAAACAACGAAUACUUUCUACACUCACUAUAUGUUUACUUUAAAUACUUUUAUAAUCAUAUAUUAUUGUUAAAAAUGUUUAUAAAAUAAAUACAAAACUUUAUAAGUAAGCAAUAAGAAUAAUAUAUCCAAGAUAUAGAUAUUAUUAUUAAUGUAUAAGAAAAAAAUAUGAAUUAUACAAUGUCUUAUAUAACGUUUCCCUUUUUAUAAUCUUUAUCUUACCAGUAAAAGAUGAUGCAGCAACAGAAUUUUUAUGUAAAAUCUAUUAUUACGCAAAUGUCUAUAUUUUAUAUUCAAUUCUUUUUUCUAUUAUCUUACCAAUUUAAGGAAAAUUAUAUAAAUUUCAUUCAGAAAACAACGUCAUUCAAAUGUAAGUAAAUAUAAAUUUUUAACAAAUUCGUUGUAAAUAUGAAAAAUCAGUUAUAUCUAAAAAUAAAAAUUUUUUGAAUUAUGUAUAAUAUAUAAAACGAAAAACAAAACUAUCCAAUUGAAAAUAUAGUAAUAUUUAUUUUAAUGUUUUCCAUUAGAUACAAUAAUAAUAUUGAUACAAUAUCAAUUAUCUGUUUCUGCCUAAUCAUCAUUGUAUUACUGUACAUUUAUCUAUUUAUACAUAAAUCUUUCAUAUAAGGGCCAAUGGAAUUCUCCUAAAACUAUUUUGUAUAAAUUCUAAGAGAAAACCAAUGAACCUUAAUUAACAAUUAUUAUAAUAUUAUGAGCGGUCAGAUCUGUUGUAACAUUCCGCGCAAAGAGUAGAGUAUCCGUGCCAUGUUAUCAAUCUAUAAAUUCAAUUAGAAACAAAAAAUUAAAAGGCUAAAAAUAUUUAUGCAUCAUGAAAUCAGAUAGUUAAAUUUUUCAACAUAACAUUUAUGGUUACAAGUAAAACUACAAAAUUAUUUAAUUUUAUUUAAUAUAUUAAUUCAAUCUUGCAACGAUUCCAUAAUGCUAGCUAUUUGAUUGAAAACAAAAAUUAAAAAAGUCAUAUUGGUAAGAUCCAUACAUAGACAAGCAUCAUUAUUAAUAAUUAUUAUUAUUAUUUCUUAUAUUUUCGAUAAUGUCUUGUAAAAUUAUUAACAAAUAUUUGAAUUUUUUUUAUUUUGUACAUUAUUUUCACUGCAGUUACAAAUACAAAUGAUUAGUUCUUAGAACUUAUUAAAUAAUAAAGAAUUCUUAUUCUGCAGAUAAUACGAAAUUGUAUAUCUAUAUUUCUAAAAAAAAGAAAAACAAAAAAGAAAACACUGCCGUAUUUAUAAACAUAAGUUACUAUUGUACAGGUUAGUAUGCGAAGCACAGCAAGAGCAAUCUUGCUUGCAACUUUUUUUUCAUUCAUUUAUUAUUUAGAAACAAUAUAAUAUUACAUGUAACAUUUUCUUACGAUAGUAUAAUUAUAUCUAUUACCAUACGAAAAAUUUCUUUACUGCAGAAAAAGUGCGACUUACUGUUUUUUUUUUUUAAACGGUUUAUGAAAUAUAAUGUAAAGCAGAAUUUUUAUGACAUUUUCUAGAAAGUAAGAAAUCCAUAGGAUUCAUAUAUACGACAUGCUCGAUUGCUUAACACUGAUGCACAUUAUGCUGUGCUCUGUACAAAAAUGAUAUAUAUGUGUGUGUGUGUGUGUGUGCGUGUAUGUGUAUGUGGGGGGGUAUGUGUAUGUGUGUAUAUAUAUAUAUAUAUAUUUCCAUGAUUUUAAAUAAAUUUUAACAAUGUUAAAUUUACCGUUUAAUACCUUUACAAGCACAUAUUGCUAUCGACUGCGAUGUUUCUAUGUAUACAAGUUAUCGAUUGACAUAAAUUCUUUGUAUUUCGUCUAUGUACUAAAAUGAUGAUGAUGAAAUUUUA
Vespa velutina is the source of this 4139-nucleotide messenger RNA. RefSeq names its product phosphatidylinositol N-acetylglucosaminyltransferase subunit A (gene PIG-A). Gene Ontology annotation, biological process: GPI anchor biosynthetic process. Gene Ontology annotation, molecular function: phosphatidylinositol N-acetylglucosaminyltransferase activity. The record is from RefSeq and is a predicted model, not a curated record. The transcript has 8 exons. Bases 387 to 1709 code for a protein of 440 amino acids. Lineage: Eukaryota; Metazoa; Arthropoda; Insecta; Hymenoptera; Vespidae. Gene Ontology annotation, cellular component: glycosylphosphatidylinositol-N-acetylglucosaminyltransferase (GPI-GnT) complex.